AGUGGGCGGGGCUGGCGCUAGCCGGGGAGAGGUGCUCCGCCCGCGGCGUAAACUCUACCCUGCGCCGCGGCGGAGCAGACCAUGCUCACAUUCAUGGCCUCUGACAGCGAGGAAGAGGUGUGUGAUGAGCGGACGUCCUUGGUGUCAGCCGAGAGCCCCACAUCACGCUCCUGCCAGGAGGGCAGGCUAGGCCCGGAGGAUGGAGAGAACACUGCUCAGUGGAGGAGCCAGGAGAGCGAGGAAGACUGUGAGGAGGACCCGGACCGCUAUGCCUGCAGUGGGGUUCCUGGACGACCAUCAGGGCUGGAAGAAGAGCUGACCCUCAAGUAUGGCGCGAAGCAUGUGAUCAUGCUGUUCGUGCCUGUCACGCUGUGUAUGAUCGUGGUGGUGGCCACCAUCAAGUCUGUGCGUUUCUACACGGAGAAGAAUGGGCAGCUCAUCUACACACCCUUCACUGAGGACACGCCCUCCGUGGGCCAGCGGCUCCUCAACUCCGUGCUCAACACUCUCAUCAUGAUCAGCGUCAUCGUGAUUAUGACUGUCUUUCUAGUGGCACUCUACAAGUGUCGAUGCUACAAGUUCAUCCAUGGCUGGCUGAUCAUGUCUUCCCUGAUGCUCCUCUUCUUGUUCACCUACAUCUACCUCGGGGAAGUGCUCAAGACCUACAAUGUGGCCAUGGACUACCCCACACUCUUCCUGGCUGUCUGGAAUUUCGGGGCAGUGGGCAUGGUGUGUAUCCACUGGAAGGGGCCUCUGGUGCUGCAGCAGGCUUACCUUAUUGUGAUCAGCGCACUCAUGGCCCUGGUGUUCAUUAAGUACCUGCCGGAGUGGUCUGCCUGGGUCAUCUUGGGUGCCAUCUCUGUGUACGAUCUCGUGGCUGUGCUGUGCCCCAAAGGGCCUCUGAGGAUGCUGGUGGAAACUGCCCAGGAAAGAAACGAGCCCAUAUUUCCUGCCCUGAUAUACUCAUCUGCCAUGGUGUGGACGGUGGGCAUGGCAAAGCUGGACCCCUCCUCUCAAGGAACACUGCAGCUCCCCUAUGACCCCGAGAUGGAAGAAGACUCCUAUGACAGUUUUGGGGAGCCCUCAUACCCUGAAGCCUUCGAAGCCCCCCUGCCUGGCUACCCAGGGGAAGAGCUGGAAGAGGAGGAGGAAAGGGGUGUGAAGCUUGGCCUGGGAGACUUCAUCUUCUAUAGUGUCCUGGUGGGCAAGGCAGCGGCCACCGGCAAUGGAGACUGGAACACUACGCUGGCCUGCUUCAUUGCUGUCCUCAUUGGUUUGUGCCUCACUCUUCUUCUGCUUGCCGUGUUCAAGAAGGCCCUGCCCGCCCUUCCCAUCUCCAUCACCUUUGGGCUCAUCUUUUACUUCUCCACAGACAACCUGGUUCGUCCUUUCAUGGACACGCUGGCCUCCCACCAGCUCUACAUCUGACAGGAGACAGGCGGUGGCUCUGAGAGUUGUAGGAAGCUUCACUGGAAGCAGGUGUAUAGUUUUACACUCUAGUGCCAUAUAUUUUUAAAAGAACUUUUCUUUCCUUACAAAAGAAAAAAAAGAAUGAGAAAGUGUCGUGUUUACUUCGUGAUGAGGAAGCAGAAGCCGCCCUUGCUGUCUUGUCAGCAGACUGGCUUGCCUGCCAGAGCAUCCGUGGUGCGGGGUGGGGGCGGGGGAUGCUCAGCAAGCAAGUGUAUCUUCAGGGAUGAGGUCACGUGUGUGGAUCAGGUUGGGAAGGACGCAAGCCCCAUCCGGGUCUGUAAUCCUCUAGGGCUGAGCAGAAGGAACAUCGAUGGGGACCAGGAGGCUCGGUCAGGAAGGAUGCUAGCUAGCACCAUCACCCUGACCAGAGGAGGAAAGCGGUCUGUAGUCAUGAAUGUCCCCAGUGCUGUGUUUGUGAUGUCUGUUACUUUAGUACCUUAGAAGCUGAGUCCUGUUCUUAUUUCCGCAGUGACUGCUGGGAAGUGGCUUAAUAACAAUACCAAUAAAUAGAUGUUCCUGCUGGAA
This is a messenger RNA of Arvicanthis niloticus (Nile rat), 1995 nucleotides long. It is a transcript of the gene Psen2, whose product is annotated as presenilin 2. The record is from RefSeq and is a predicted model, not a curated record. Gene Ontology annotation, cellular component: membrane; gamma-secretase complex. Lineage: Eukaryota; Metazoa; Chordata; Mammalia; Rodentia; Muridae. Gene Ontology annotation, biological process: calcium ion homeostasis; intracellular signal transduction; Notch signaling pathway. Gene Ontology annotation, molecular function: aspartic endopeptidase activity, intramembrane cleaving.